Messenger RNA from Cokeromyces recurvatus, 464 nucleotides. RefSeq lists its product as uncharacterized. Lineage: Eukaryota; Fungi; Mucoromycota; Mucoromycetes; Mucorales; Mucoraceae. The coding region runs from base 83 to 337 and encodes 84 amino acids. The transcript has 4 exons. Gene Ontology annotation, biological process: multicellular organism development. The record is from RefSeq and is a predicted model, not a curated record.
UUGUAUAUUCUUCAGCAUAAACUUCUUUAACCAAUAACAAUGAUUUCAAUUAUUUUUUAAUAUUUCAAAGCCACUGGUUAUAAUGUGUGACAUUAUUAGGGGGAGGAUAACAAAAAAAGCAGAUCACAAAAUUUAUUAUGAUUAUAUCUUUUUUAAUUUAUUUUUUAUUUUAUUUUCUUCUUCUUCUUUUAUUAUAAUAUAUAAAAUGGCUAAAGAACCUAGCAAGAGAACAACAUCAAAAAAACCCUCCCCUUAUAAUGUUUUCAUGAAGACUGAGAUUUCUAAGGUCAAGAAAGAAAACCCUGGAAUGUCACAUAAGGAUGUAAGUAUUUGUUAGAUAUCUACUGUAUAUAUUGGUGUGUAAGUUUUAUGAUUAACAUGUGCUUUUUAUUUUCAUCUAUAGGCUUUUAAGAAAGCUGCUACUAACUGGGCUACUUCCUCUGAUAAUCCAAAGAAUAAAAAAU